Messenger RNA from Vitis riparia (riverbank grape), 2307 nucleotides. RefSeq lists its product as uncharacterized. The record is from RefSeq and is a predicted model, not a curated record. Bases 308 to 1675 code for a protein of 455 amino acids. The transcript is spliced from 5 exons. Lineage: Eukaryota; Viridiplantae; Streptophyta; Magnoliopsida; Vitales; Vitaceae.
ACUUCGCUCCUUUCUCUCUUUCUCAGCGAACAAGCAGCAGAAUCAGUUUCUCUCUCUAAAACUUCUCUCUCCAAAGGUCUCUGUGUUUCCCCUUCAGAACUCUGUGGUUUCUCUCUCUAGGUUUCGCGUGUUUUCUCUCUUUCUCUCGUCUGUGACGAUCUUAGCGUGGAAAGAGGAAAGACAACCUUUUGGAAUAUUAUUCUUAGAGGUAACCAUAAUGGGUCUAUCGGUCAAAUGUAAAGUUCUGCAGAUGUGAAUGGUGUAGUUGCUGGAAACUUCUGUCAAUUUUAUAUGUAUCUGAGUGGGCAUGGGGUCUGCUUGUUGUGUUGCUGCUAGAGAUAGAACAAUAACAAAUGGACCAAGCUGUGAAGUUAUGCAGCAUAGAAAUGUUCGAUAUUCACCAUCAUGGAGCUUCCGAUGGGACAACCGAGGGCGUGUAGCAGGUGAAGUUGAUACUUCUGCUAGUUGGUUUGCUGAUGGCCCGAACAGGAACGGAGGAUUGGAAAACAAAUCCGAAAUAACUUAUGCAUCAGAUGGGGGAAGUCCAUUAGAAAACUUUCAAACGCUUACAUGGCAGAAGUCACCGGUUUCUGAAGGAACUGCUGGGAAUUUGACAACUCCUGCUUCAGAUCAAUCUAUCUCAAGGAAUAUCUCUGUGGAAGUGAGUGUGGAACAUCUGGAGCUUGUUAUUGUGAAGGAAUCAACUGGAUCCCCAGGAGUUUCAGAUCCGUCUCCUGCUAAACUCUCACCCGCUUUGCCUUCACCUUCACCAACUUUGCCUUCACCUUCGUCUUUGUCAACAUCCCCUGUGUCAUCCCAAAGUCAUAUUCUCCCUGCCACCUCAACCCCAUCAAGGUGGUCCAGAGGCUCUCCAGGGCAUCAUUUAUUGCGGCAGGUAUCCGAUAGCCGAAUCCCAGGAUUGAAAUCACCAAACUACUCAAUUUCUGAAGAAAGACCACCGUUUGUGCUCCCUGUAUGGAACAAUGAUUCAAUUAGGGGCUCUUAUGGUGGGUCUUCAGAUGGUUGGUCUAUGCAUGCUUUUUCUGAACUCAUGGCUACUUCCCGUAGAGAAAGGUGGUCUUUUGAUAGUGAAUCUUUGGGCUUCAACCGUGAUAAGAUAACCAGGUCUAGUAGCAGAAUUUCAGCAUCUCCCUCUAUCGAUCUGCAAACUUGUGGUGUUUGCGCAAAGCUCUUGACUGAGAGAUCUUCAUGGGGCGGCCAGAAAAUUAUUGCCAGUAACGAGCUCUCAGUGGUGGCGGUUUUAAUUUGUGGCCAUGUUUACCAUGCGGAGUGCUUGGAGAAUAUGACAGCUGAAAUCAACAAGUAUGACCCAGCUUGCCCGGUUUGUACUUUUGGAGAGAAGCAGACUCUAAAGUUGUCUGAGAAAGCUCUGAAAGCAGAAAUGGAUUUGAAGGCUAAAAACAAGAGAUCAAGGAACAGAGUUGUGGAUAGUGAUCUUGAUGGCGAAACUGUUGUAUUUGAUCAUCGAAAAAGUAGUGGACGUGAAGGUAAAGGACCCAAGCUGGGCUCCAGUUCCAGCAUGAAGAGCUCCUUAGGAAAGCCUUUCUUGAGGCGGCACUUCUCCUUUGGGUCCAAGGGGACUAAAUCCUUCUCAGAGAGUCAUCAAUCUACUAGAAAGAAGGGAUUUUUCUGGGCAAAAUCUAGCAGGGAAUGAGCUUCUUCACAGCUUUUAAGAGAUGCAGCCUGCGAUCACGGCUGGGCACCCGAAUUGUGAAGGGAGCAGGGCGGCACUCAUCACAUAUCCUGUUAAGAAACAUCUGUAUUGGUGGAUCUUCAUAUGUUUCAACCAGCAGUCCUUUAGCUAGUGAAUUUACACUGUAAAGAAAAGAAAGAAAAAGGAGAAAUAUAUAAAAGAACAAUUCAUCAUGUUGAUGGAAGAAGCAAAAAAGGAAAAAAAAAAUAAAAAAAAAUAGUAGAAUGGAAAAGCAUUAUGACACUAGUAUUCUGUUCUUGUUUUGUACAGUUGAAUUUGUUUCUUGCCUCUUGAAACAUACAUGAAUUGAUUCAAAGAAACUCCAUAUGACUACUACCACUAGAGAGCCAAGCUGAGUCUGCCAAGAAACACAUUGCUGAGCCAACUCUCGACUCUAGAGGGCUUUUGAUUUGUCUAUCACAUUAGUUAUCCUUUAAUUUCUUUAGGAAAUUUACUUCCUAUUAUGCUAAAAGGGUGGUGGUGAUUCUGGUGAAUGGGAUUAUGUUUUCUCUAUAAUAGUUUAUAUUGUUCUUCUAUGUUAUAUGACAUGAUAUUGAAAUUUCAAGGUAAGAGAUUUAUUCGGAAUUUGCUCC